AUGUCCCAGCAUGCUGCCAAUGCUGGUGUCGUCGUGCUCCUCGUUGUUAUCAACUUAUCACCACUGAGCGGUGACUGGAUACGAGCAGAGCCCGAGAAAGUCGAGCAGAACAACACUGUGUUUACCCUAACGGAUAUCCAACGAUUGGCAGAGGCCAAACCAGACAAUGCCACCAGAAGCUACAUCGCCCUCGGAGUGGCCCGGGAACGCACUCUCAGGGAGAACACCGCAGCGUUCACGAGGCUUCGGUUCAGGCCUAAGGUCCUUGUGGACGUAUCGAAGAUCGACACUGCUACUGUUUUGCUAGGCCGGAGAAUAUCUUUUCCUGUUGGCUUCGCUCCUACUGCUGCACAGAUGAUUGCCGACCAGGUGGGAGAGCUGGGCACUGCACAAGCGGCACGGGACGCGGGAACGGUGAUGAUCGUGAGCUGCCUGAGCACCAUGUCGCUGGAAGACAUCAGAGCCAGCGCUCCGGACUGCCUGCUUUGGCAGCAGACGUAUCUCUUAAGUAACCGCUCCCUGACUAAAGCUAUAGUCAAGAGGGCGGAGGAGCAGAACGUCGCUGCCAUCGUGGUAACCGUGGACUCAAAUGCCGAUGGACAGGCCGCAAGCCUGAGGAGAAAAAAGUUCGUCCUUCCACACGGCCUCAGGGUGAGCUGCACGUUCGGAAUUUGUCGAGAAGUGGUGGCAGCUUUCCCAUCUGAACAGGCUGAAAUGGGACUGAGAGCUUACAAGAACGGUGCAUCGGCUGUUAUGGUCUCAAAUCACGGAGGACGGGUGCUCGAUGACGUCCCUGCUGCGCUCGACGCCUUGCCAGAAGUGGUUGCAGCUGUAGGAAACCGUAUGGAGGUCUACAUGGACGGCGGAGUGCGGUCAGGAGCCGACGCUGUGAAGGCGUUGAGUCUCGGUGCACGCGCUGUUUUCAUCGGCAGACCCAUAUUCUGGGGACUCGCUUACAGAGGAAAACAAGGUGUAGACAAGGUUCUGGAUAUUCUUAGGAGUGAAUUCAAUCUUACGAUUCGGCUGCUAGGUGUUCCCGAUGCCAAGAAUUUGUGCACUAACUUCGUCGUCCGCGAGCAGUACUACUCUCAGCCACUCCACAAAAACAGCGCACCGAGACAACCUCGGGUGGAUUGA
Molecule: messenger RNA, 1137 nt
Organism: Dermacentor albipictus
Lineage: Eukaryota; Metazoa; Arthropoda; Arachnida; Ixodida; Ixodidae
Source: RefSeq, a predicted model, not a curated record